This is a messenger RNA of Malaya genurostris, 1013 nucleotides long. RefSeq names its product baculoviral IAP repeat-containing protein 5-like. Lineage: Eukaryota; Metazoa; Arthropoda; Insecta; Diptera; Culicidae. The transcript has 3 exons. The coding region runs from base 367 to 792 and encodes 141 amino acids. The record is from RefSeq and is a predicted model, not a curated record.
UGCCAACUAUACCGAUUUCUCGGUAUUUAUACCGAUUUUUGGACUCGAUACAGGAAUACAGAUAUGCUCUCUCAAAAUACCGAUAUUUCAAUUUUCAUACAGAUAAAUACCGAUUUUCAGUUUUUGUGUUGGAUUCCAUAGGGGUAAACCAGGUCGAGCGACCUUUUUUUUUUUUGGUCGCAAAAUCAGUUUUCGCACUAAAUUGAUGUUUGAUUUUUCGAGAAAGAUAUUGUACAGAUAGUUUUUUUCGCCAAAUACAGAUUUUUGGAAAAAACAGUUGACAGCACUGAAGCGAACACAAGAAAAGCGGUUCGGUAAAAUUUCAUUGUAUUUAGUGAAAUUAAAAUCAAGAUAACUCAUAGUAGAAUGGUUUCGUCGCAAAACGUAGAGAAAAUAUGCUUAUUCGAAAAAGAUCGAGAGAGUAGUUUCAAAAAAUGGCCUUAUUCAAGCUCCAGUUCGUGUAACGUUCAAAAGAUGGCCGAAGCAGGCUUUUGCUGGCAUGGAGAUGAUAGCGAGAUAGAUACAGCUAUUUGCUUUGUAUGUGGAAAGGUAUUGGAUGGUUGGGAAGAAACAGAUGAGCCUUGGGUGGAACACAAAAAACAUGCUCCACAAUGUUUGUUUGUAAAGUAUGGACGGCCCGAAGCACAACUGAUGUGCGAAGAAAUGAUCAAUUUGUUGGAGGCCAUUCUGAAAAGUAGAAUCCACAACCAAUACAGCUCGUUAAAAAGCUGUCUCCAAGCGCACUUCGAGAAAAAACGAAGAGAAAUGAUGCAGCAACUUUCAAAGCACUGAAUACUAGAUUCGUAUAAAACAACUGUCUUGUUUUUUUUUAUGUAAUUUAUUUUACCCCGGCUUUUAGAUACAACGUUCUGAUGUAAUAUCGGUUGCCGAUAGAAUGCCGAUGUCAUCUGAACAAGAAAAAAAAUGCAAUUAUUUAUUAUUAUUUUGGCAAAAUGUUUAAUUUGCAUGAAUAAUUAAAACAGUUUAAUAAAUGUAGCAUCCAUACAGACCGA